Sardina pilchardus (European sardine) is the source of this 3955-nucleotide messenger RNA. RefSeq names its product importin 9 (gene ipo9). The transcript has 24 exons. Gene Ontology annotation, cellular component: cytosol; nuclear envelope. Gene Ontology annotation, biological process: protein import into nucleus. The record is from RefSeq and is a predicted model, not a curated record. Bases 67 to 3201 code for a protein of 1044 amino acids. Gene Ontology annotation, molecular function: small GTPase binding. Lineage: Eukaryota; Metazoa; Chordata; Actinopteri; Clupeiformes; Clupeidae.
UGGUGCAGCAUUCUUACCGCUCCCCGGUGCCUCCGUAGCGGCUCGCGCACUACUGCUGGGUAUAAUAUGGCGGGCAUGAGCGCUUCGGGUCCGGGUCCGGCUGCUGCCGCCGCGGGCCCCGUUCAACAGGGACUGAAGGAGGCACUCAUAGAGACGCUCACCGCGAUCCUGUCGCCGGUGCAAGAUGUCCGAGCAGCGGCGGAGGAGCAGGUCAAAGUGCUGGAAGUGACGGAGGAGUUCGGUGUGCACCUGGCUGAGCUGACGGUCGACCCCCAGGGAGCGCUCGCUAUCCGCCAGCUGGCGUCGGUCAUCUUGAAGCAGUAUGUGGAGACCCACUGGUGCUCCCAGUCUGAGAAGUUCAGACCCCCUGAAACCACUGAUCGGGCGAAGGCGGCGAUCCGGGAGCUGUUGCCGGGGGGGCUGCGGGAGGCGAUCAGUAAGGUGCGCUCGAGCGUCGCGUACGCCGUCUCGGCUAUCGCCCACUGGGAUUGGCCGGAGGCGUGGCCUCAGCUCUUCACCCUGCUGAUGGACAUGCUGAUGAGCGGAGAUAUCAACGCAGUACACGGAGCCAUGAGAGUGCUCACAGAGUUCACCCGUGAGGUUACAGACACACAGAUGCCCCUAGUUGCCCCAGUGAUUCUACCUGAGAUGUACAAGAUCUUCACAAUGGCAGAGGUGUACGGUAUCCGCACUCGCUCCCGAGCCGUGGAGAUCUUCACCACCUGUGCCAACCUCAUCUGUGCCAUCGAGGAGGUAGAGAAGGGGGCGGCGAGGGCGCUGAUCUUCCCGGUGGUGCAGCAGUUCACUGAGGCGUUCGUGCAGGCGCUUCAGAUGCCCGACGGACCCUCUUCUGACAGCGGCCUCAAGAUGGAGGUGCUCAAGGCGGUCACUGCGCUGGUGAAGAACUUCCCCAAGCCCAUGGUGUCGUCCAUGCAGCAGAUCCUGCCCAUCGUGUGGAACACACUCACCGAGAGCGCCUCCUUCUACGUGAGGACAGAGGUCAACUACACGGAGGAGGUGGACGACCCUGUGGACUCAGAUGGUGAGGUGCUGGGUUUUGAGAACCUGGUGUUCAGCAUCUUUGAGUUUGUGCACACGCUUUUGGAGAACUGCAAGUUCAAGAGCACCGUGAAGAAGGCCCUGCCCGAACUCAUCUACUAUGUCAUACUCUACAUGCAGAUCACAGAGGACCAGAUUAAGGUGUGGACGGCCAACCCUCAGCAGUUUGUGGAGGACGAGGAUGACGACACAUUCUCCUACUCAGUCAGAAUAUCAGCACAAGACCUGCUGCUGGCAGUAGCAGCGGAGUUCCAGAAUGAGAGCGCGGCUGCUCUUGCUGCUGCAGCAACCAGACACCUACAGGAGGCAGAACAGGCCAGAAGCAGCGGAAAUGAGCACUGGUGGAAGGUCCAUGAGGCGUGUAUGUUGGCGCUGGGCUCGGUGAAGACCAUCAUCACAGAGAAUGUGAAGAACGGACGCGUGCAGUUCGACAUGCACGGAUUCCUCGCCAGCGUCAUUCUGGCCGACCUCAACCUGCCAGCCGCGUCUCCGUUCCUGCUGGGCCGUGCCCUGUGGGCUGCGUCGCGCUUCACGGCGGCGAUGUCUCCGGAGCUCAUCCAGCAGUUCCUGCAGGCCACCGUGUCCGGCCUCCACGAGAGCCAGCCGGCCUCCGUCCGCAUCUCCGCCGUGCGCGCCAUCUGGGGGUACUGUGACCAGCUGAAGCUGUCGGAGAGCACACAUGUGCUGCAGCCGUACCUGCCCAACGUGCUGGAGGGACUCGUGCAGCUGGCCGCCCAGUUCAGCUCCGAGGUGCUCACCCUCGUCAUGGAAACGCUCUGCAUCGUCUGCACCGUCGACCCCGCCUUCACCACCAGCGCCGAGAGCAAGAUCUGCCCGCUGACCAUCGCCAUCUUCCUCAAGUACAGCAACGACCCUGUGGUGGCGUCGCUGGCGCUGGACAUCUUUAAGGAGCUGUGCCAGGUGGAGGCGUGCCAGGAGCCCAUGCAGAUGCGGCUGAUCCCCACACUGGUCAGCAUCAUGCAGGCGCCCGCGGACAAGAUCCCCGCCGGACUCUGCGCGACGGCGAUUGAUAUCCUGACGACGGUGGUGCGGAACACAGCGCCCCCUCUGUCCCAGCUGCUGGUGUGCCAGGCCUUCCCCGUGGUGGCGCAGUGCACCCUCCGCACCGACGACAACACUACCAUGCAGAACGGCGGGGAGUGCCUGCGGGCGUACGUGUCGGUGUCGCUGGAGCAGGUGGCGGGGUGGCGUGACGAGCAGGGGCACAGCGGCCUCUGGUACGUCAUGCAGGUGGUCAACCAGCUGCUGGACCCGCGCACGUCCGAGUUCACGGCCGCCUUCGUGGGCCGCCUGGUGUCCACGCUGAUCUCCCGCGCCGGCACCCAGCUGGGCGAGCAGCUGGACCAGAUCCUCAGGGCCAUCCUCAGCAAGAUGCAGCAGGCCGAGACGCUCAGCGUCAUGCAGUCCUUGAUCAUGGUGUUUGCGCACCUGGUCCACUCCCAGCUGGAGCCUCUGCUGGAGUUCCUGUGCAGUCUGCCCGGCCCCACUGGGAAACCCGCCCUGGAGUUCGUCAUGGCCGAGUGGAUGAGCCGGCAGCACCUCUUCUACGGCCAGUACGAGGGCAAAGUCAGUACGGUGGCGCUGUGUAAGCUUCUACAGCACGGCCUCAACACCAACGACAAGCGAUUGCAGGACAUCGUCGUCAAGGGAGACGAGAUCUUCGCCCCGGAGGAGGGCAUUCGCACCCGAUCCAAGUCAGCAAAAAACCCCGAGCGCUGGACCAACAUUCCGCUGCUGGUGAAGGUCUUUAAGCUGAUCGUCAACGAGCUCUCAUCCGUGCUGGAGGCCAACGCAACACGCACCUCUGCUGCCGACUGGAGUCAAGAGUCAGGAGGGAUGUGGGAGGAUCAGGAGGAGGAAGAGGAGGAGGAGGAAGAUGACGAAGGCCUGCAUGGACAGCUGCUCUCAGAUCUCAUCUCCUCCAAUAAAUAUGAUGACGAUUACUAUGACGACGAUGAUGAGGAUGAUCCGGACGCCUUAAAAGACCCCAUUUAUCAGAUCGACCUUCAGGCGUACCUGACGGACUUCCUGACCCAGUUCUCCCAGCAGCCGUGCUACAGCAUGUUCUCCGGACACCUGAACGAGGCCGAGAGGAGAGUCCUGCAAGGCAUCGGCCUGUGACACGCACACACACACACACACACACACACACACACCUCAAAAUUCCUCUUGCUCUACUCAACACACAUACACACACCCUUACAAAACUCAUACUCCUACACAACACACACACACACUCACAAAACUCCUUGUACGCUACACACACACACACACACACUCUGAGGCUACUCUGAGGCCUCUGUUUCUGCCUCUGGGGGGCGCUGUUCCUGAGGAGCGGUGUUCAGGGUACUGCAGAUGAUUGACAGCUCUCGGACUCCUCCUCUUCCUCUUCCUCUUCCUCAUUACGGACAGACCAGCACUUCCUGUGGAGUGGGGGGGCACUUCCUGGAGGAUGUGGAGUGUGUGUGGGGGGGCACUGUGAGGGCGUUAUGGGACUCUCGUGAUGAAUUCUAAAAGAGACUGGAGCUUCAGGAGGAGGGGCUUGUCCCUCUGCUCCUGGACAGGAAGUGAUGCGGUUGUGAUGGCCACGCUGUGUGUCCAGACGUCCUGUCUGCCCGUGGGAACGCAUACGCGCCCCGCUCCUCCCAUUCGGAACAUUCUGGAUCUUCUGCGGAAGACGAGAGAGACGUUUGGUCGUCAAAUGAACUCCAGACUUGUGAUGUCGGCGGCCUUAUACUGUUCAUCCGGGGAGGCGGGUCUUUGGGGUUGGACACUGUUACCGUGGUGAUGCGGAGCGCUCCGGCUGUUGUUGUACCCGCUGGAGUUUGAGAUGUACUUUUGAAAAUAAACGCCGGCCUCCGCCUCCUGGUGUGUG